Molecule: messenger RNA, 1377 nt
Organism: Linum tenue
Lineage: Eukaryota; Viridiplantae; Streptophyta; Magnoliopsida; Malpighiales; Linaceae
Source: the annotation of a GenBank genome assembly
UCUUCCCACAAAUAAAAAACACCAAAAUUCCCCCUGUUUUUUUUUCAAAAGUUUAAAUAACCAAAUUUCCGUCUUCUUUCUCUUCCAAAAAGUUGAAUACACCAAAACUUCCCUCUUCUUUUAAAAAUAUCAAAUUGCCAAAUACAUGACUUUACUUUACGAAAUGAAAAAUAAGUUUACCUAAGUUUAGAAUGAAAAUUUUAAUUUGAAAAACUAUGUAUUAUAUGAUAUAAUAAUUAUUCAAUUGGUUUAAGUGAAGUUCGGGUUGAGUCGGUCGAGUUAUGGGUUAGUCGGAUUCAGAUCAAUCACUGGUAUCGACUCUUUCGCAGCCUUCGCCUUUGUCCAUCACUGUCCGCACCACAAACCAUCAUGGCCUGGCGCAAUGGAGCUUCUUCCUUCUCGCGUUCCUUGAUGUCUGCGGCCAGGGCACCAUCUGUGCGUUCCUCUUCAGCUCCGCUUCCCCGCCUCCGCCCGUCGACCACCUGCGCUCCCCGCGUCCAGUCGCGCCGGCUCUCCUUCUCUCCUUCCAGGAACUUUGGAGAGUUGGGAUGCGUCCAGUCUUUCUUGCCACUGCACAGUAUGAUUGCCAAGACCCACCUCACUUCUCAUCUCAAUGCUAAAUUGCGGGCUUUCUGCGAGCUGUCUCAUGGUACCUUCUGCCAUUCUUGUCAGGAUCGCUAGUAUUUUCUUUGUGAGUUUUACCAUUUUUAGGGCACAUGAUGACAUAAAAAGCUGCAUGCCUUUUUUUUUUGGUGUGCCUAUGAAUAAUCUUUGAUAGCAAAACAUUUGCUUUUGUAUGAGCUUCUUAUUGUGUCUAUGAGCUAGGUUGGAUGUUAGUUUUCUGUGCAUUUUGUUUGUAUGAAUAUUGGGAUUGAUAGGAAGGAAUGGAAAAGACGGGUGAUGCAUCAGUCAACCAAAGGCGGAGGAUUCAUGCCAUAACCGUACUUAAAUAGCCAUUGGUUACGCAUAACAAGUUAAUUAAAGAGUCAGCAAUCGGAAGGUGGGCUGUUCUGGUGGGGAACUUAGGCAGUUGAAGUACGGUUUUGAGCGAUGCUUUUAAUAAAGAUGAUUCUUUUUCUUAAGCUAGUUGCUCGAUAAACCAUUACCACUCCAAACUUGUAUGACGAGUUAGCAGACAAUUUUGGUAGGUCAUCUGACAUGAUUAUUGGACAGUUUAUUUUAUGUCAUUGGUUAUUUGCCAUUAUUAACACGUUUGAAAUGUUAAGUCAUCUCUUCUUCCAAGUGUCAUUAUAUGUCUCUGCCGAUUGGAUGUAAAAAUCUAUAUAUCUAUGUACGGUUGAUUUGACUAAAGGGCAGAAGCCCCUCGGGCUCUGUACAUGUCGAAGUGUCUUACGUUAAAGACUCUGAAAAAUUGAG